GUUCCACCCGCUUCCAGAAUUUGACGAGGGUAAGCGAAGCUGUAGGCGUAGACUCGCUGGGCAUAACCGUAGGAGGAGGAAAACUCAGCCAGAGGAUGCUGCUUCACGAGUAUUACUCCCUGGGAGCAGUGAGAAAGGCAUCAAUAGUGACUUGGACAUUGUUAAUCUGCUUGCUGUUCUGGCUCGUGCACAAGGAAACACUGAGGACAGGGGUUCUACAUUACCUGACAAAGAUCAGCUUCUGCAAAUUCUGUCAAAAAUAAAUGCAUUGCCUUUACCAGCAAAUUUAGCAGCAAAGUUGCCCAUUUUCAGCAAUUUGGGCAGGAGUGUACCUAAUCAAGUACCCUCUCAAAAUCAGAGCCACUUGGAUGAAAAUAGUUCUCCAUCAACUAUGGACUUGCUUAGGCUUCUAUCAGGAACUCCCCCUGUGUGUGCUCCUAAUAAGAUGGAGAGUGAACCUGAAAGAAGCAGCCAGGGGAGUGACUCUGAGAAAACCAACUCUGCUUGCUCUGAUCAAGCUGCAUGCCUCAAUUUGAACAGUGGGCCUGCUAUGGAAUUCCCUUGCAUCGGAGGAGAGAGAAGCUGUUCAAGCACACAAUCUCCUGUUGAUGAUUCAGAUUGUUGUGUUGAAGAAAUACAUCCACAUCUACCGCUACAGCUCUUCAGCUCUUCACCUGAGGAUAAUUGCCCACCAAAACUGCCUGCUAGUCGAAAAUACUUCUCUUCUGACAGCAGUAAUCCCUCUGAAGAAAGAUCACCUUCAUAUUCACCGACUGUUGUGCAGAAGCUGUUCCCGGUGAAGAGAGGAACCUUGAAGCAGGGGAACACAUCGAGUGAUGGAGAUGGUGAUGCAAAUUCUAGAGCUAUUCGAGAUGCUGGUUGCAAUACAUCACUCCAGCUCUUUGCUGGUUCGAGUGUGGGAAAUGAUGUCGGUUCAAUUCAAAGUUUUCCUUUCCAAGCAGGUUACACAUCAUCUUCUGGCUCCGAUCAUUCACCAUCUAGCUUGAAUUCGGACACCCAGUGGCUUAAUGCACAGCUGGAAAUGAUAAUGACAUUUAUCAAUCCUGGAUCGUAUGGCUCGUUAUCUUCAAUUUUUGCAAGGAUCCCAGUCAUUGCCAUGAAAGAUUGGAAACGCAGAUUCCCAAUGGCUUCAACAGCCCGUCCGGAAAUGAAGCGAAAGCUUUAUUGGCAUGGUUGGUUCGGUUUUGAGUUAUUACAUGUCAUGAUAUUUGGGGCAAGUGCAGAGAAGAGUGAAGAGAGAUGA
Messenger RNA from Coffea eugenioides, 1264 nucleotides. RefSeq names its product squamosa promoter-binding-like protein 14. The record is from RefSeq and is a predicted model, not a curated record. Gene Ontology annotation, molecular function: DNA binding. Lineage: Eukaryota; Viridiplantae; Streptophyta; Magnoliopsida; Gentianales; Rubiaceae. Gene Ontology annotation, cellular component: nucleus. The annotation marks the transcript as partial. The transcript has 4 exons.